Pantherophis guttatus is the source of this 2496-nucleotide messenger RNA. RefSeq names its product major histocompatibility complex class I-related protein 1-like. Gene Ontology annotation, biological process: immune response. The record is from RefSeq and is a predicted model, not a curated record. Gene Ontology annotation, cellular component: external side of plasma membrane. NCBI's taxonomy places the organism in Eukaryota, Metazoa, Chordata, Lepidosauria, Squamata, Colubridae.
CCAUGAUGAAGAAUUCCUGGAAUGAGAUGUUGCUGAAUGUGUUGAUUCUUGUGAAACUCUCGCUUCCCUUUUCCAGCUUUUCUCAGAAGUUUUCCCCCCUCCGCCUGCCUAGUAACCAGAGAUGUCAUGGAAACGUUUUUUCCCUAUUGGUUGAGCUUGGCCAAUCGCCGGCUCGCUUUGGAUUAUUAUGCUAUAGAUCGUCCCGAAGCGCCUCUUUCUUUCGCCUGGGACUUUUCAGGAGAGCGCAGCUGCAGGUGGAGGUUUCAGGACAGAGGAUGGCUCUGCGCUCUGCGCCCCUGUGGCUCCUGGUGUUGGUCGCUCGGCAGCACGUGUGCCUCGGCUUCUCCUCACAUUCCUUCAAGAUUGUCUACUUCACCAUCUUCGAGCCCAGUCAGAGGCUGAGCCACUUUUUCAUUGUGGGCUAUGUGGACGGUCAGAUCUUUGCUCACUACGACAGCAACAGCAGGAAGAUUCAGCCGCGAGUCUCCUGGAUGGAGAAAUCGGGGAAGGAUAUUCCCCAAUACUGGCAGGCUCUGACUGACGUAGCACGUAACUUCAAUGAUCGGCACAGAGACCACCUGGAAUUUAUGAGGAUUUACCACAAUCAGAGACAAGAUGAUAUGCUACAGGGCAUCGCAAGCUGUGAACUCCAGGGAAAUGGGAGUGAAAGUGGGUUUUACAUGGAGGCUUAUAAUGGGAAAGCCAGAUUCUCCUUCCCCAUGGUGGAGGUCAUCAUGGAAAACUGCAUUGAGUUGCUAAAGAAGUGCCUGUCUUAUGGGAACGAGACGCUGCUGACAAUAGAGACCCCGGUGGUGACAAUGACCAGAAGGACAGAGGCUGAGGAUGGACUGGAGAUGCACGUCUGCCGGGUCCACGGCUUCUACCCCAGGGAGAUCGAUGCCUCCUGGAGGAGGGACGGAGAAGUCUGGAUGCAGGACACCCUCCAUGGGUCUGUGGCCCCCAAUGCGGAUGGGACUUACCACUAUUGGCUCGGCAUCCAGAUCGAUCCCAAAGAGAGGGACCGCUAUCGGUGUCAUGUGGAGCAUGACGGCCUGCAGGAGCCUCUGGCCCUGGUCCUGAAGGUUCCAGAAUCCAACCUGGGCCUCAUCAUCGGCUGCGUUGUGGCUGCUCUUGUCCUGGCGUGUGUGAUUGUUGGGAGUUUGAUAUUCUUGAGAAGUCACAGUUCUGGCCAGGGUAUUGUACAGGGAGCCGCUUCUAUAUGAAGAAGUCCAUUUUUGCAUCUUAUAGGAAUGUGUCAGGUGUGCCUCCUUUCAGAUUUCAGGAAAGAAUGACGCCGACUCCAUUUCCAUAGAUAAAGGUACUUUUACUGAAAUUGAACUGAAUGCAGCCAAGGAAAGCAAGAUCUGAGGCAAUAGGCACGAAAAUCACAUAUAGAAAGCAUCUCCUCCCAACUGUCCAGCGUAAAUCAUCCAAUCCAAAGGUCCUCCAGAGGUCAGGUGGAAUCACACGUCUGGCAGUGUCAUCAAUCUGGAAUGUCAGCAGAUAGCAGCUUCAAAGGCACAGGACUGCAGCUAAGAUUCGGUUUCGUUUCUCCAUACUCCUUCUCCAGCACGCUUCCCCAUCUAGCAAUUUCCUAAUUCCCCCUCUCCCCCCCCCCAUUACCAUGGCAUCCGACAAGCAAGCAUUGAAAGCUCAGAGGCUGACAGAAUGCUGAAUUGUGGACAAUCCCCCUCCCCAACUAGAUCCGAUUUGGAGACAAAUACAGCUUCUAGCCAACCUUCUCUCCCCCCCCUCCUCGAUCCUUCCCAAAAAGCUGUUCCUCCAAUCCAUGGUAGUUUUCAAGUCCUCCCUGCCAUGCCUCCCCUCCACCCCCUGUCAGCGUCUGACUCUGAGAUGGAAGACAAACAGCUGAUGGAGAGCAGGAGAGUGGCUCUGUUGGUGGUGGGAACGCAGAGUAGAGUAACAUGGGUUGCGUGACUUACAAGGAAGGAAAGGGCCCUGAUUCCCUUCACAAGGCACACCUGGGGAUGGAGUUUAAAGGAGAAGCAGUUGGGAGGGGCAUGUUGGGAACAAACCAGUGGUGGGUUGCUACCAGUUCGCCCCGGAUCAGGCGAAUCAGUAGCGGCAGCGGCAGGAGGCUCCGACCACCCACCCGGACGUUUCUGUGCAUGCACAGAAGUGUUGCAUAUGCACAUGAGUGCAUGCGCGUCCACAAGCAAACCGGUAGCAACCGAAAUUGAAACCCACUACUGGAACAAAUGCUGAAUUCCUAUAGUGUCGUGGACUGCAUUCCUGGCAUUCCUCUGGACUGUUUGAAUUAUUUCCGUCCUUCUGUGUGUUUAUCUUGUCUUGCUGGAAUUAUUCUUCGCUUCUGGGACUCAUUCUCUGGCCCCGCUGGAGUGAUUGAUUGCAGUCAUUCUGCUUACAGCCUUUGGACUGGCGUAUCUGCAGGUUUGUGGAAAAGCGUUUUUCCAGGCUGGAGAGUAAAAGGGACGUUGGGGGCAAAGUUGGUGCCAAUAAAGGGACUCACAUCGA